CGUACUCUCUGGAGCAUUAUAGAAACUUGCUUGGCCACAAUAUUUGCAUGUGUUGUCACAUCUAUCCAUCCCAACAUACCAGGUCCUGAAGAUGGCCGCUGGCGCAAGAAUUAUAGAUUGACCGGUGUUAUACUACUGGGCGUAUUUGCACCGGAACUAGUCGUAACUUGGGCCGGCCGCCAAUUUGUGUGUGCACGCAGCUUCACAAAGAAAAUGAAUGACCUGAUACAGUCGCAUAAUAAGGCACAAGGUAUUGGAUCAUGGACAUUGACUCAUAGCUUCUUCGCCUAUAUGGGCGGAUUUAUGCUCUAUCGUGGCUCCGAGAGAUGCGGCAUAGUAACCGCUCAGCACAUCCACGCCGAACUCAAGAGAAGUCCUCCUCGUAUCGGACCAAUCGACAUAACUAAGGAGGAGAUCAAUGACAUGAGUAAACUCAAUGUCUUAUCCAAAGGAGUGGCCAUCAUUCAGAUCCUGUGGUUCGUUACUCAGUUGAUCGCACGUAACGCCCUGAGCUUCUCCAUAACUCCGCUCGAAAUCGGGACGAUGGCAUUUGGGUUGUUAUCCGUGCUUACUUACGUGCUGUGGAUGUGCAAACCUUACCAGGCCAAA
Molecule: messenger RNA, 609 nt
Organism: Coniophora puteana RWD-64-598 SS2
Lineage: Eukaryota; Fungi; Basidiomycota; Agaricomycetes; Boletales; Coniophoraceae
Exons: 2
Source: RefSeq, a predicted model, not a curated record